AGGAGAGAUUCGGCGACCUCUCUGUGCUAUAAACCAAACUCGCUGCCUCGAUUCCCCUUUUCCUUUUUGUACUCUAGCAUUGUAGAUAGCCCGAGCGCUGGGAGAGGGUUCUUCGCCGAGAGGGAAUUUCACCUUGUUAAUCAAGUCGCUGCGCAUCCGCAUGGCUUCUCUCAAUUUUAUCCUUGUAGGAUCUCGCUAAGUAACUGCAGCCACCUGUCAUGCUAUCCCUGAUUCUCAGGACCGCCCUGUUGAUCGUCGCCCUUCGCGCAAAACCGCCCCCGAAAUUCCAUGGCCGGUCGUUACCUACCAACGCCGUUCGUUCCUCCUUUGCCGGGCCACAAUCGAAUUUUCCUGGCCAGAAGCCCGUUCUCGGAGAUCAGGUGGAGUUCCGAACCGCCCUUUGAUUUAGCUGGUUUGAUACCAUGAUCAGGUCACGCAGUCCGUCCCAUGAGGCCAGACCAAGAUGCAGAUAGAUAUAGUGUCGAAGAACCCGUGGGAGGCGUAAAAAACCAGGGUGCGGCUGUGCCACCGGUGGCGUCGCAAGGCCAACAACCAUUGUGCAGCCUCAGUCCAGGAAGUGGUUUGCAGGGAAUGAAGUCGGCGGUCUCCGAUGGGCUGGAACCUGAAGAAGGCGGCACAACUGAAAUUCGGCACGAAUGAUUGAGAGCGGCAGGUCUGCGCCGAAGCUAUG
Parathielavia appendiculata is the source of this 691-nucleotide messenger RNA. RefSeq lists its product as uncharacterized. NCBI's taxonomy places the organism in Eukaryota, Fungi, Ascomycota, Sordariomycetes, Sordariales, Chaetomiaceae. Bases 219 to 404 code for a protein of 61 amino acids. The record is from RefSeq and is a predicted model, not a curated record. The transcript has a single exon.